This is a messenger RNA of Lodderomyces jiufengensis, 1815 nucleotides long. It is a transcript of the gene MLH3, whose product is annotated as mismatch repair protein. Gene Ontology annotation, biological process: mismatch repair. Gene Ontology annotation, cellular component: mismatch repair complex. Gene Ontology annotation, molecular function: ATP binding; ATP-dependent DNA damage sensor activity; ATP hydrolysis activity. The record is from RefSeq and is a predicted model, not a curated record. Lineage: Eukaryota; Fungi; Ascomycota; Pichiomycetes; Serinales; Debaryomycetaceae. Bases 1 to 1815 code for a protein of 604 amino acids. The transcript has a single exon.
AUGAACAAAUUGAGAAAGUUAGACGAUGAAACAAUUAAUCAGCUAAAAUAUCAUUUGGAUUUUAAUUCAAUUACUUCUGUCAUCGAGGAAUUAUUAAAAUUAAGUCUUAAAUCAAAUUCACGUAAUAUUAAUAUAAAAUUAGAUUUAUCAUCAUUAUCAGUUUUUUUACAAGAUGAUGGAGAUGGCUACACUCCAGAACAAUUAGAAAAUCAAGAAAUAUUGUUUAAGUCAAUAUCAACUGUUUCAAUUAUAUCCAAGUCAUCAGAGUAUAAGUGCCCAUAUACUUUAAUUGGUUCACAUGCACAAUUAUAUGAUAUAAAAACUUUAGAUAAUAAUUACUUCAAACCUGCCUCAUUUGAGAAACAUGGAACAAUUUAUUUUGUUAGUAAUAUUUUUGACAAUCUACCAGUAAGGAAAGAGCAGCUUAGUUCCACAUCAACUUAUAGAAUUUUGAAUAGUGUCAAAUUAUCAUUUUUACAAUCAUUAAUUAAAGCCAAAUAUGUCUUAGUAUCUUUUUCAUUAUACAAUCAACAACGAUUUUCAUUUGAAGUACAAUUUGUUAUUAAUUUAAAAGAAAGAAGUUUCAGAAAAUUAAUGAGUGACAUAUAUGAUUUAGAUGAUUUUAAAACCAUUAAAGCUGACUUCAAGAAUUACAAAUUUGAUGGAAUAAUUGGGUUAAAUCCUAUAAAUUCCAAAAGUCAUCAAUACAUUUUCAUUAAUGGACUAUUGGUCACAACAGAGAAAGAAGUUUCUAAUACAUUCAAUGAGGUGUUCAACGACUUUACAGACGUUGUCACUCCAACCAAAUCAACUGGGAAACCAUAUCAUAAAUUUCCUGUAUUUCUUAUUUACAUUACAUGUGAUAAGUCAGAAAUUACAAGUCAUUCUUAUUCUUGGGAAAUUAUUGUUCAUAUUUUAACCAAAAUAUUUAAGAAAUUUGUAACCAUUGGUGAAAAAAGAAAACUGACCGAAGAAUUGGUUUUGCUGCCAAUCAAGAAAUCUAAAACUGAUCAAUUUUUAUUAUCAACUAAUGCCAGAUUUGGUACUACAAAGAGGAAGGAAAUCGAAGGUUUGCUAAGCAUACAUGAAUCAAAAGUUACUCCACCACAAUUGAAAUCAACUCCGUUUCCACCAAUAAAUAUAUGCAAUUGUCAUGAUCAAGAUCAUCAUCAAGAUCAAAAUGCAAAACUUGAAGAUUUUAAGAUUGGUAAUUAUCGAGUGAUUAAUCAGAUUGAUAAAAAAUUUAUUCUUUUAUUGUUAGAUAAUAAAUUGGUGGUGUUAGAUCAACAUGCAAGUGAUGAAAGGGUAAAAGUUGAAACAUUGAUGAAAGAAUAUAUUACUACUUUGGAAAAACCAAGUUUGAGAUUAGCUACACCAAUUCCGGUUAAUGUUACAAAAAAUGAAAAUUUCUUACUUGAACAAUACAAGGACAAUUUCAAACUUUUUGGUAUCGUUUAUUACUUAGAUGCUGAUCUGAAAUAUUACAUCACCUACCUCCCUGAGAUAUUGAUUAACAAAUGUGUAGAAGAUUGGGAAUUUUCAAAGAAUAUAAUAUUACAACACUGUUAUGAUUUACAAAAUAAUUUAAAGUUAAACAAGCUAGAUUUAAAUGAUUGGUUCUUAGCUUUCAAUAAUGUCCCAAGAAUUAUAAUGGAAUUAACAAAUUCAAAAGCUUGUCGUUCUGCAAUUAUGUUUGGUGAUGAAUUAAAUUUUGAAGAGAUGAAUUUAUUAAUUGAAAAUUUAAGUAAAUGUAAACUACCAUUUCAAUGUGCUCAUGGCAGACCAUCUAUAGUUCCAUUAGCUAAUAUUAAGUAG